AUGACAGAACCCGAACAGCUUUCCCUCGAGGAGUUGCCAGCACCGGCUAGUCAUGCACAAGAUAGUUCUGACAUCGAGCGAAGGGUUAUAGAUACAGAGCCGACUGAUUCAAGCCAGGUUGAAUCGAACAAAACCAAGAUCACUGUACUUAUUGGCUCUGGAAUUCUCCAGCUACCGAUCUGGGGCUUUGCUAUGAGCUAUGGUGUUAUUCAAGAAUACUACUUCGACAACUGGACGUUUGAGGGGGAUCGCAGCAUUACCGGCGUAAUAGGCACGACCGCAAAUGGUGUCAUGUAUCUAUCCAUGCCCUUCCUCUUCGCUCUUUUCACUCGACGAUGGGCCCAUCGACGACAGCUUGCCGCUCUUUGUGGUAUCGUGAUUGCAUGUGCAAGUUUCUUCGCGUCUGCUUACUGCACCACGGUUUGGCAGCUGCUUGCGACUCAGGGAGUGACCUCUGCACUGGGUUGCGCCCUCAUUUACAGUCCAACCACGCUCUCUCUCGGCGAGUGGUACACUUCCAGCAACCGUGCUGUAGCAUACGGGAUUGUUCUGUCUUGCAAAAACAUUGUUGGCACUAGCUGUCCAUUCAUGCUUCGAGCGAUGAUCGAUACCUAUGGCUUUCGGACAACUCUGAAAGCAUGGACUGCGAUAGUGGGUGGAUUGAGUAUUAUUGGCAUCUUCAUGAUCCCAACACACCCAUCGAAAGUCGAGGUCCACAAAACUCGCGCUCGCAGAAUUCCCUGGCAUUUUCUCCGACACCGUUCAAUUUACUUCUACAGUAUCGCCAUCAUUUUCCAGAGCUCUGGAUACGGUAUCCCACAGACGUAUCUAAGCACCUACGCUCGAGAUGUUGCUAUGUUGUCUCAGACCUCGGGAACCCUGAUGCUGGCCGUUUUCAACGCGCCUGGUAUCAUUGCGUCCUCCUUCUUUGGGUGGCUGAGCGAUAACAAGCGUAUCUCUUUUUCUGUCCAGGUCGUUUGCGCCAUACCACCACUUUUCUCGGCUCUCGCUGCAUUUCUCUUAUGGGGCUUGACGACACAGGGUGCUAUAGGUCUCCUUAUAGUGUUCUCGAUGACGUUUGGAUUCUUUUCCAGUGGUUACAGCGCUACUUGGGGCGGGAUCCUCAAGCAGAUGGAACGCGAGGCUGCCGAGAUGAACGAGGCGGUCGAUCCUGGAAUGCUCUAUGGUCUACUAAACGGCGUCAGAGGAAUCGGCUAUGUGAGUGGCGGAAUUGCAGGUGUUGGAUUACUUGAUGCCGGAACUAUAGCGGCGAGUCAGCGCUUCGCCUAUGGAAGUUCCUAUGGACCACUGAUCAUCUUUACGGGACUUUCGUCACUUCUUGGGGGCUGGGUUGUUCUCUGGAGGUGGAGUCCGAAGAGAUUAUUGCCAUUAUUGAAGAGGGCACAGGGUGUACGAAUGCCUCAACGAGUCUAG
Molecule: messenger RNA, 1434 nt
Organism: Penicillium pulvis
Lineage: Eukaryota; Fungi; Ascomycota; Eurotiomycetes; Eurotiales; Aspergillaceae
Exons: 2
Coding region: 1-1434 (477 amino acids)
Biological process (GO): transmembrane transport
Cellular component (GO): fungal-type vacuole membrane
Molecular function (GO): transmembrane transporter activity
Source: RefSeq, a predicted model, not a curated record